CAGCUUUUGUGGUUUCAAGGUGCUGGUCUACUUCCCAGAUGCCUACCUAACUAAACUUCUUUAGGAGUUCCAAAUGAGGACACAAGUUUCUCUAAAACAUCCUAUAUUCUGAAUGGUCAUUCACUUUUGUGGUACUAGCUGGCUGACUAUUCCUGUCAACGAUCUUGAAUGCCUUUUUCUCUUCACUGAUCCUUACCUAAUGUCAAGUAAUCCUGGAACAUAUAAUCCUAGCUCUAAAAUUGGACCCAUUUAGUCAGGCAUGCCUAACCUCUUUCAAGGCCUCUAAUUAUCACUAAAGCUGGCAGCUCUCUCUAAUAUGUGAUAUUUUAUCUCCCUCUAUAUUGGGUAGCUCUCUCAUGACCUGUAGUCAGCCAUGGUCCUCCUACUGCACCAGCCAUCAGGGUCAAGGGUCAAGUCAAUAGAUGAUUCCAUGGCAGUUAGCAGCCCUGACAGCAGGACAGGCCACAUAUAGGAGUAGUGGGGGGUGGGAUUUAUCUUCUUUGGUCCACAGGCUUUAUCAGCUCUGCCCCUGCCAAUACCUCAGCAAUCACUAAACGUUUAGAUUUUGCUCUUCCUCUUGUGAAGAAAUAAUCAAAUCAGAGAAGAGCCAUCUGAGAUAUUGGUGGUGGUCUCGGCUUGAAAUCCCCACUCACAAUGGGGAACAUAUCACCCAGAGGUAUCCAGGCCACCAACAUGGUCUUCUCCUCCUGGGCCUUAGUCUUCUUGGCCAUAGGAAUCAUCAUGGAAGAAUGGGUUGAACUGACAUUGGAAACAAAGAAAAAUACAGUAAGCCACAGUCCCUGGAUAUGUUGCACUACUCUUUGGCCAGAAGAUGGCCUGGAAGUGGUCAGGACCAUGAUGAUUUUGGUUCUCAUCCUUUCCUUCAUCCAUAACUUGUUCCUGGGUUUGGAAUCCACCUACCUGAUUCCUCAAACUAAACAUACCCUCUUCAUCGCUGUCUUCCUCAGUUUCUUUACAGGUCUCCUUCUGCUCUGUGCACUCCUAAUGUAUCACCAAAAGCUAAGUCAAGGUAAAUCCGUGUACUACUCCAGUUACAAGAUCACCUGGAUCAUUUUCACUGCCUACUUAAAUGUCUCCCUCUUUGUGGCCUCUGGAGUCCUCUCUCUCCUACAGUACAAACAAUCCAUCAAGAGCUUUGCCUGCCUGACCAUCCUCCGCACAUCCAGCAGAGAAAUUAAGGACAGACAGGAGUCUGAGAGUUCUAUCAAAGUUAUUUCCUUACCAGAACAGCCCGCAAUGCUUCGUAGUAUUGUUCACACAAAGGAAGAUUUUCCAAACAGAGCACACAUCCAAACACGUCGUGUAACCUGGGCUGUAUGAUUUGACAAUGUAUCUUUCAGUGUGUGCUUGUCUUAAUAGAAACAACGUUGUGUGUAUGUGCAUUGUGUCUCUACAGCCGUGGUGUCUUUGUUUGGCAUUAUUUAAUGCAUGUGACUGGGUUAGGGUCUGUAAGAAGAUCCGGAAGGUGGUUUUUUUAUUUUUAUUUAUUGUUUUUCGAUCCUGACCUGCUGAACAGUUUCUUUUAUUUGUUCUCACC
Prionailurus viverrinus (fishing cat) is the source of this 1558-nucleotide messenger RNA. It is a transcript of the gene TMEM225, whose product is annotated as transmembrane protein 225. The record is from RefSeq and is a predicted model, not a curated record. Gene Ontology annotation, biological process: negative regulation of phosphatase activity. Bases 655 to 1341 code for a protein of 228 amino acids. The transcript is spliced from 4 exons. NCBI's taxonomy places the organism in Eukaryota, Metazoa, Chordata, Mammalia, Carnivora, Felidae.